Capsella rubella is the source of this 291-nucleotide messenger RNA. RefSeq names its product defensin-like protein 90. NCBI's taxonomy places the organism in Eukaryota, Viridiplantae, Streptophyta, Magnoliopsida, Brassicales, Brassicaceae. Bases 29 to 262 code for a protein of 77 amino acids. The transcript is spliced from 2 exons. The record is from RefSeq and is a predicted model, not a curated record.
GUUGUGUCAUCCUCUAGAAAGAUAACUAAUGGCGACAAAAAAAAUUUCAUAUGUUUUAAUACUUUCGUUGUUGAUGUUUGCUUUCAUCAUUUUGCCCAUGAUUUCAGGGCAAUAUUACAAAUGCAAGCAUGAUGGAUGUAAAAGCACACCGAUAUGUGAUAGAAAAUGCUUGGCUAUGGGAUACCCGUUAGGAGGAGUGUGUCGCAUAUAUAGUUAUGGUGGUGAUUGUUGUUGUGAACUCAGUUCUAAACCUCCUUACUAAUUCAUUUCUUUCAUUAUAUAUGUACUCAC